CAUUUCCCGAGCUGCAUUGCCAGGUGGCAACGUUAAAGUUUGCAGCUCUUCACGAAAAACAGUUUAGUUAAAAAACGCUACGCGACAAUGACGAAUGAAAGAAAUACGCAUUAAAUAAAUCUAAGCUAAUGCAAGAAAGUGAAGUGACAAAUAGAAUCAAAAUAAUUAAUUCAAUAGUGUGAAAUUAUGAAACAUUCGAUCAACAGCAAUUAAUUGCAAGAGCAUAAAGAAAUCAACCGCAAAUAUAGUUUUUUCGCCGUGUUUCACGCGAUGAUAACAACAAAGGCGUCGUCGACGUCGUCGUUCAGAGUUUGCAAAAUGAAAUACUACGUAUUUUGUUGCGCGUUAAUUUUGCUAUUGAGCGGCGUGAUUGCAUCAGCAACAAAGCAACAACAACAAACGACAGGUGCAAAUGCCGACUCAGCAGAAGUUGUUAGCAGUGUCGAGGAAAAGACGGAUUGUACGGACCUUGCCCGCGACGAGGAGGCAUUGAUGGUAUUCUCAACGUUGGGUGGCGGGCUAACGGCAAUCGAUCCGAUUACAAGUGAAAUACGCUGGACAAUAGCAGAUGACCCACCUAUUGUUGCGGAACCACAACAGAAUGUGCAGGUUCCACAUUAUCUGCCUGAUCCACGUGAUGGCAGCAUAUAUCAAUUAGGCCAAAUGGGAAACCUUAAGAAGUUGCCUUAUACUAUACCACAGUUGGUGGCCAAUGCGCCUUGUCGCUCCUCCGACGGCAUUUUAUACUCGGGCAAGAAGAGCGACACAUGGUACAUAGUCGAUCCCAAGACGGGUAGACGUGAGAAGGUCAUGGACUUUGGAGAUGCCAAUAUGGAGGGCAAGGAAGGUGAUCAGAUUGGCUGGGCCACGUCGCGUGCCAUUUAUUUGGGACGUACUCAAUAUACGGUCAUGAUGUAUGACAGCCUGGCCAAGGAUAAGAAUGCAAAGCCCUGGAACAUAACAUUCUAUGAUUAUAAUGCACUCAGUGCACCGCCAGAGUUGGCCAAGGAAUACGAGUACAUUCACCUGACCACCACAAGCAAUGGUCAAAUUGUCACCCUGGAUCGCAAGCAGGGCAAGUUUUUGUGGCAACGAGACCUAAACAGUCCUGUGGUUGCGGCAUUUUUACUGGGACCUGAUGGACUGCUCAGUGUGCCUUUUACGACGGUCUCUGAUGAGGCCUACGAAGCUAUUUUGGAGGAGUCAAAAAUUGGCAAUGUGAACACUGUAAAACUAUUCCAAUCCCUUUACGUUGGCGAGCAUCAGCGCGGUCUUUAUGCGUUGCCAUCGUUGGUGGACAAAAAUACGCCCCGAAUUUCUACAACGCCUCCCAUCAAGCUGUUGGAUGGCCCUGUUGCGGAGCUAAACAAUAAGAAAGAUCAUGAUCCACGAACAAUUUAUAUCAAUGAUAUGCUUCAGGGCAAUCCGGGCAUUAUGCUUGGUCAUUACAAUAUGCCCAACGAGGGCAAGGGCAAUCUGCAUCUUUCACCAACGCCGUCUUCAAGCAAGGAUGUACACAGUCUGGCCACAAUACACAACUAUAAUGAUGGAUAUGGCCUAUUGGCCAACAACGAAAAGAAUGCAGCUGAUAUUGGCGUGCAAACGGAGCCGGAAAUAGUGGAGAUUACCAUCGAGCCGCGACCGAACACAAUUAAUCGGACUAAAACCAUCAUUAUCGCAAAUAGCAACAAGGUUCAAGCAUUCAUUAAUGAAUGGUUCAUGGAUCAUCCAAGUGGAAAGGUGCAUCAGAUACUGAUUGUCAUUGUUAUGGGAAUGAUUGCGUUGUUCUGGUACACAUGCAGCACAAUGAGGGAGUUGCAAAAGCAGAGCGAGAACGGUUCCAAGACGAUGGCUCAGCAGGCCGCAACUGGCAGUACAAAUGGAAGCAAUGGCAGUAAUGGUAGCAACAUUAGUGCUCAGGAUCUUGUUGAUCUAGGCCAAGGACAAGUUCGUGUGGGCAAAAUCAGUUUCAACUCCAACGAAGUGUUGGGCAAGGGCUGCGAGGGCACCUUUGUCUUCAAGGGCAACUUCGAGGAACGUUUUGUGGCCGUCAAGCGUCUGUUACCCGAGUGUUUCACUUUUGCUGAUCGUGAAGUGGCACUACUACGCGAGUCUGAUGCCCACGAGAAUGUCGUGCGUUAUUUCUGCACCGAACAGGAUCGCCAGUUUCGAUAUAUUGCCGUGGAACUAUGCGCAGCCACACUCCAGGACUACACAGAAGGGGAUCGUUCAUUGGAACUGCGUCAGCAAAUAGAUAUUUGGCAGGUGCUAGUUCAGUCAGCAGCUGGACUCAGUCAUCUGCAUUCUCUAGAUAUUGUUCAUCGGGAUAUUAAGCCACAGAAUGUGUUGCUGUCGCUGCCUGAUGUCAAGGGCAAGGUUCGUGUUAUGAUCUCGGAUUUUGGACUGUGCAAGAAACUAAAUUUUGGGCGCACCAGUUUUUCGCGUCGAUCGGGCGUGACUGGCACUGAUGGCUGGAUAGCUCCUGAGAUGAUGCGUGCCCAACGCACCACUACAGCCGUGGAUAUCUUCUCACUCGGCUGCGUUUACUACUAUGUGUUGAGCGGUGGUCAUCAUGCCUUUGGUGACACACUCAAAAGACAGGCCAAUAUACUCUCCCAUGACUACAAUCUGGCCAAGUUGCGUGCUGACGGCGCUGAAGAACAUAACAAAACUAUAUUGGCCGAGCAACUGAUAUCUGAUAUGAUACACAGAGAUGCUCAAUCACGUCCACCGGCGCGUUGCAUUGGCAACCAUCCACUGUUUUGGGAUGAGCCCAAAAUGCUCAGCUUUUUACAGGAUGUAAGCGAUCGUGUGGAGAAAUUGCAGUUUACAGCCGAGCCACUCAAAUCGCUGGAAAAGAAUGGACGUAUUGUGGUCCUGGACGAUUGGAACGUGCAUUUGGAUCCGUUGAUAACCGAUGAUCUGAGAAAGUAUCGCGGCUACAUGGGCGCCAGUGUACGUGAUUUGUUGCGAGCACUGCGAAAUAAGAAGCACCACUAUCACGAGCUCACUGCAGAGGCUCAGGAGCUGCUCGGUUGCGUACCACAUGAGUUCACCAACUACUGGGUGGAUCGAUUCCCGCAGCUUAUCUCACAUGCGUAUCAUGCAUUCAGUAUUUGCUCGAAUGAGCCCAUCUUCAAGCCGUACUACAGCACUGGCUUUCACUUUUCGCGUCCCUGGUACUUUGAUGCCGACGAUGCGCUGUUUCCAAUGCUGAUGCGAGAUCCCAAGCCGCUGCCCAAGGUGGGAAGCCCCAAAAAGACGCCCCCGGCGCCCUCAUCCUUAGCACAACAGCAGUUGAAACAGCGUAAGGGCGCCUACAACUUUCGGAAACAAGUCAACGAGGAAGUGAUACCUGGCGUGGGACUCCAACGUAAUCUGGAUCUGGAUACGCAGAUUGCGAAUGCGGAUAUAGACAGACGUGAUGUGUUUGCGAAUUUUAAAUUUCGCCGAUCCAAACCAGGUAAUCGGAACUACACAGCUAAUCCUAAGGAGCAGGACAAGGAGAAAUAUGUUAGCUGGACCUUGCCAGCAGCUACAACGGAUUAGAAUGAAAACUGAAACACAACAUCACUGUUGUAGUUGUAAAUCGUUUAUUAUCAAUAAUAUUAGUAUAAUUAUUAUAAUUUCAUCUGUGCAAUUUUUUUAUGCAACUAUUCCAAAACAAUUCCCAUUCAAUUUCGUGUUCUUAGCUAAAUGUUUAGAUAAAAUUUAACGAGAAAAUUGAUAAAACAAAACGUACUGAUCGAAAUUCAUACGAAAGCUAGAUCUAUUUUUAUAUAAGUAUGUAUAAUCUCUAGGCAAGUGAAAAUAGAAUGAGAAGUGUGUUAAUCGAAUGCACGGAAUUUAACUGUGAUAAUUUAAUGUAGUUUUGUUUAAUGCCCAAGUGCAAGUUUUUAUAGAAAAUAGUCCAAGUUUUAUAUAUAACAUUAACGUAUGUAUAUUUAUAUUAGUUAAGUACUCCUCAAGACCCUGCUCCCCAAGACGAUAAAAAUAAGAUACAUUUUGUUAGAAUUAUCUACAGCUAUACAACUAAAUAAUAAUGCACUUAUUAGUAUUAAACAUUUCGUUAUAACAACCAAA
This is a messenger RNA of Drosophila innubila, 4083 nucleotides long. It is a transcript of the gene Ire1, whose product is annotated as serine/threonine-protein kinase/endoribonuclease IRE1. Gene Ontology annotation, molecular function: protein serine/threonine kinase activity; RNA endonuclease activity; ATP binding. The transcript has 8 exons. The record is from RefSeq and is a predicted model, not a curated record. Gene Ontology annotation, cellular component: IRE1-TRAF2-ASK1 complex. Bases 271 to 3549 code for a protein of 1092 amino acids. Gene Ontology annotation, biological process: protein phosphorylation; mRNA processing; IRE1-mediated unfolded protein response. NCBI's taxonomy places the organism in Eukaryota, Metazoa, Arthropoda, Insecta, Diptera, Drosophilidae.